Sorex araneus (European shrew) is the source of this 936-nucleotide messenger RNA. RefSeq names its product olfactory receptor-like protein OLF3. Gene Ontology annotation, molecular function: olfactory receptor activity; G protein-coupled receptor activity. Gene Ontology annotation, biological process: G protein-coupled receptor signaling pathway. Gene Ontology annotation, cellular component: membrane. Lineage: Eukaryota; Metazoa; Chordata; Mammalia; Eulipotyphla; Soricidae. Bases 1 to 936 code for a protein of 311 amino acids. The record is from RefSeq and is a predicted model, not a curated record. The transcript has a single exon.
AUGAAAAUGCACAACCUGACCUGGGUGAGUGAGUUUAUCCUCAUCGGGCUCUCGGGGGAUAGGCAGGUCCAGGCCGGAUUCUUCGUCCUCUUUGGGGCCGCUUAUCUGCUGACCAUGCUGGGCAAUGGGCUUAUCGUCCUCCUGAUUGCGCUGGACGCCCGGCUGCACCUGCCCAUGUACUUCUUCCUCUGCCACCUGUCGGUGGUGGACAUCCUCUACACGUCCAGCGGGGUGCCCCAGAUGCUGGCGCACUUCCUGCGGGAGAAGAAGACCAUCUCCUACGGCCGCUGCGGGACGCAGCUCUUCUUCUCGCUGGGUCUGGGGGGCACCGAGUUCCUGCUGCUGGCCGCCAUGGCCUAUGACCGCUACGUGGCCGUGUGCGACCCGCUGCGCUACGUGGUGACCAUGAGCCCCAGGCGCUGCGGGGUGCUGGCGGCGGCGUCCUGGGGCGUGGGCCUGGCGAACUCCGCGGUGGAGACGGCAGUGACCAUGCGCCUGCCCACCUGCGGGCGCCGCGUGCUCAACCACGUGGCCUGCGAAACGCUGGCCCUCGUCCGGCUGGCCUGCGUGGACAUCACCCUCAACCAGGCGGUCAUCGUGGCGUCCAGCGUGGUGGUGCUGCUGGUGCCCUGCACGCUGGUGUCGCUGUCCUACGCCCACAUCGUGGCUGCCAUCCUGCGCAUCCGCACGGCCGGCGGGCGCCAGAAGGCCUUCGGGACCUGCGCCUCCCACCUCACCGUGGUCUCCAUGUCCUACGGGAUGGCCCUGGUGACCUACCUGCAGCCCCGCGCCACCGCCUCGGCGGAGCAGGAUAAGGUGGUGGUGCUCUUCUACGCCGUGGUGACCCCCAUGCUGAACCCGCUCAUCUACAGUUUGCGCAACAAGGAGAUGAAGGCUGCUCUGAGUCGGGUUCUGAGGAGGACCCCGGAGCGCUAG